UGUGCUUUUUAGGUAUUGGAGGUGAUUUAUCUCUUGCAUCAUGCGUGAAUACAAGCUAGUGGUUCUUGGUUCUGGAGGUGUUGGAAAGUCUGCUCUGACCGUACAGUUUGUUCAAGGAAUAUUUGUUGAAAAAUACGAUCCUACGAUAGAGGACUCCUACAGAAAGCAAGUUGAAGUAGAUGCACAACAGUGUAUGCUUGAAAUAUUAGAUACUGCAGGAACGGAACAGUUUACAGCAAUGAGAGACCUAUACAUGAAAAAUGGWCAAGGUUUUGCAUUAGUAUAUUCCAUCACAGCACAGUCCACAUUUAAUGAUUUACAGGAUCUAAGAGAACAGAUUCUUCGAGUCAAAGACACUGAUGAUGUGCCUAUGAUUCUGGUUGGCAACAAGUGUGACUUGGAAGACGAAAGAGUUGUGGGAAAGGAACAAGGUCAGAACCUAGCAAGGCAAUGGAACAAUUGUGCAUUCUUAGAGUCUUCUGCAAAAUCAAAGAUAAAUGUUAAUGAGAUCUUUUAUGACCUUGUGCGGCAAAUUAACAGAAAAACUCCGGUGCCUGGAAAAGCACGUAAAAAGUCAUCAUGUCAGCUACUUUAAUACACAGCUGUACUGUAGCUCUGAGCCAGGUCUGAAGAACUGUUGCCCAAUUCAACAGUGCCAGCAUUCCAACUUUAUUAAACCUACCAACAUCUUAAAUGGACUUUCCUGUGGUGGUACCCUUUAAGAAACGGAUGAAAGCUACUACAUCAGUUUGCACAUUCUAAUCACUUUCCAGUGUCACGAGAGAUUUUUACUUAUAAAUAUUCUAAGUGUAUGCAACUGGUAAAACCAGAGCCUACAUCCAGUAUUACUGAUAAGAGACAUUGUUCAUCCACCAAUGUUGUACAUGUAUGAAAACUGUGUACUGUAUACUUUAACAAUCCCCACUUUCUAUUGGAGAGUACAAUAAUGUAAAUCCUAAAAGCACCACUAUUUUAGCAUAAUAAAAGAAAGUCCAAAGAGCUCCUAUAUAGACUACUCCAGAUAACUUUGCUUCAUCGGUAUUUGUAGCUUAUUGUAACUUUUUUAAAGAAAUACAGGAUCAUCAUCAUCGUAUUGUACAAAAGCGCUUUGAUUAACACAACAGCUAUAUAGUUUUUUAAUUUUAGGAGAAACCUGUGGAGACAGUGAUCUAGUCUUUAAGAGUCCUUUCAGUAUAAUGUCUGACUAAAGACACGGCCUUUAAUAUCUGCUGGGAAGGAAAUGUCCAGACUUUUCAACCUUUUAUUGUAUGUUUCCUUUUCCUUGUUUACAUAGGGAACAAUGUUUAUAGUUGUGUGUACAGUGGGGGUCUACAACAAGAAGUGUAUAUUUUAAAACGAUUUUUUAAUGAUUUAACAAUUUUUUGUAAAUCAUUUUUGGGCUUCUGCAGCAUUAGAUUCUCACUGUGAAUUCCCUUGCUUGCUCAUGCAUAAGUGUAUUUGCAAUACCAAAUAUACAGGUUUAGUACUUUUGCCUGUUAGUGAUUGUUUUACAUGUGUAACGUUUUGGUUGAGAUGUUAAAUGGUGGAAGAGUACUGUGGAUGUGAAUGUGGGAAGUAAUUUUAAUCAUGUGUAAUUGGUCACAGGGCCUAAGUUGCAGUAAUUAACUUUUGCUGAUUUAUUUAACAAUGCCUUGUUGCUUUGUAUGCAUUAACGUUUGGGUGUAAAGAUUGUGUGUAUAUCCAACAGGGAGCCACAGUAUUUAAAUUGACCAACCUAAUGUUACAACUGCUUUGAGGUGGCCAAAUGUAAACUAAAAGCCUUAAUUAAAGUGGUGCAAUUUUGUAUGACUUAGCAUCAGUAGUUCAAUAAAUUUGGAUUGCCAUGCAAGGGCUUGCAUUACAGUUAUACUACUUGAAUGUUUUGUGUUUUAGUAGUGCUAGUAACUGUUGAUUUCAGUGUCACUUGCAUACAGAUACAUACAUCUUAGGACCUAAAGCAACCGUUAUGAUGCUGUCUCCCAACAAAUACAUACUGUAGGUUUUUAUUUUGCUGGCAUCCCACGUGCUAGGGUGGAUGAACUUCUGGCUGGAUGAAACCCUGUUUGCAGUUUCGGACUUGGAAUAUUUGAAGUGUUAAAGUUCUCUUGUAAGAAAAAAAGAAAAACAAAAAAAAAGUCUUACAAGGAAAUAUCUGUCUUCAAAGGUUGGACUAUCAGGAGCUGUUCCCAGAAUUUGAGGGCAUGUUCCUGUGGCYAUUUUCCUUCUUUCCAGGAAGAAGUCAUUGCUGAAACUCGCAUAGCGUAGCUAAAAUAUUCUCUUAGGAUAAAAGGCUGCAUUUGGUUUUCUUUGGAAUGACGUAAAGCAAACAAGCACGGUGUAAGGAGGUCUGCAGGAGAGCACUCUGGCAGUAUUAAGUGCAGAAUUUUGCAGACUGCAGAUAUGUUAACGCUGCUAGACUGUCAAGUGGAAUACCUGGCCUGUGGAUGAUCUGAUCUUAGCUGUGCUCUGGAAAAUUCAUGUCACACCCAAAUUCUUGGUACCUCCUGCUUUUGGGGCACAGAAUUGCCAGAGCAUGCUCUAAGCCAUGCCUGCAAAAUCAGUGCGAUUAGGCUGGCUCCUACCAGUGAGCUGAGCUACUUUACUCUGCCCAGAAAGAAUUUGGUUCAGAUGACCCUUCCUGCUGGUAGACUUGGCAGUUUCUUCAGUGGUGCACUCCUUUCCUGUGCAGAGUCAGGAGUAAGCUUGAUGACCCUUCCUGUUUAUCAUUACAAGCUAGACUGUAGUUGAUGCCCAUAAAUACCUGUUUUGGUUCGCUCUGCAUACCCACGGCUUCCAGAGAGGAGCGUCCCACGCUUCAGCCUGACCUCGUUCUCUUGCACUAGAUCCUCUCCUCUGUGCCUGCCCAGUCGGUACCUGUCCUCUUUUAACUUCCACUCUUUGCUUAUUCAGCUCUUCCUAACGCUUUUCUGUCCCAGUUGUCAUUUUCUUGGUGUUUUUUUUCAGCGUGUUUCUCUUCCCAGUAGCUGUACAGAUGGCAGGAGGUGGGAGGGAGAAAAAAAGGAUGGAUAACAUGAGAGGGGCACUGACUUGGUCGCUGUGGCCAGUCUAAGAGGACUUGUAACUGCAGGGAACACCAGCUUUGCCCUGGAAGCUUUACUGCACUCCUGGUUGUGCUGAGGAAGAGCAGAUGUAUURUAAUUUCUCAGCAAUAGAUGUGGUAAGUUUUGAACAAGCUACAGGAGAGCAAAAAACUCAAACUUUGGUCUUCAUCAUCUCAAGAUACUGCUAAAAAGRGAAAGUUUUCUGUGUUUUGUUGGCUCUUUUUUAAUAUUUAGAGCUAGGCCAGAUUAGCAAUAUUAACAAAUGAUAAUCCAGGUUAAUACCUAAAAUGCAAGAUUAUUCUCCUAUGAAAAUUUAGGCAGGCUUUAAAGAAGUGUCAGUGUAAAGCAAUUGAAGGGAAGAUGCCUGACACAAAUGCUGAGGAAGUGAUGGGCAUGAAGAGUGAGAAAAAAAUUGUGAGAGGAUUUUCUUGCUUUCUGAGUAGUUACAGUGUGAGGAGCUGCUCUCUCUAGGGAAGUGAACCUUAGUUCCUCACAGCAGUUGGAGCUCUGUAAAURGGAACCCCUUCCAGAAAAGAAGCCUGUCCGCUGAAAUCUUUAAACACUUUCUAAGAUGUCUUGAGGAUAAGUGCUCUGUGUACACAUCUUAAGAGCUUUCCACUUGGGCUACUUUGGUAGAAACAGAAUGCUUUCCACAUGGAAGCAAGAACAGCUGAAGAAUGCAGGCAGACCUGCUUGUAUUUAAAUAAGCAGGAGGAGAAAUGUUCUUGAGUAGUAGACGUGCCUCCUCUUCGAGUGAUUCGUUUACUUUGGUCCUUCAAAAAGACACUGCUCUG
Messenger RNA from Nothoprocta perdicaria, 3856 nucleotides. It is a transcript of the gene RAP1B, whose product is annotated as RAP1B, member of RAS oncogene family. Gene Ontology annotation, cellular component: plasma membrane. Bases 41 to 595 code for a protein of 184 amino acids. The record is from RefSeq and is a predicted model, not a curated record. NCBI's taxonomy places the organism in Eukaryota, Metazoa, Chordata, Aves, Tinamiformes, Tinamidae. Gene Ontology annotation, molecular function: GTPase activity; GTP binding; GDP binding. Gene Ontology annotation, biological process: cellular response to cAMP; Rap protein signal transduction; negative regulation of synaptic vesicle exocytosis. The transcript has 7 exons.